CACAAGAUGGCGGCGGCGGCGGCGGCGGGAGAGGGGCCGCGGCCCGGGACAGAGACUGAGACAGCGGCGACUAGUAGCGGGCUGUGGCCCGGGCCCGAGGUGGCGAGCAGCGGGCUGUGGCCCGGGCCUGGGGCAGAAGCAGCGGCGGCGAGUAGCGGGCUGUGGCCCGGGGCAGAGACUGAGGCAGCAGCGGGGACUAGUAGCGGGCUGUGGCCCGGUCCCGGGGCAGAAGCAGCGGCGGCAGCGGAGCGGCAGGGGGCAGAUGGAGAGGCGGCGGCGGAGGGCGAGCGGCCGGGCCCCGGCGGACAGGCAACGAGGCCCGGGGCAGAGGAGGAGGAGGAGGAGGAGGAGGCGGCGGAGGAGGGGGGAGAGCGGCUUGGCCCCGGCGGAGAGGCGGCCGGCGGCCCGGGCCCCGAGGACAGCGGCGAUCUACAGCGGGCGGAGGAGCGGCUCGGCCGGAUGCUGGCCCAGUGUGAGCCGGGGUUGCUGCUGCUGCAGCGGCUGCUGGUGUGGGAGCGGCCGGCGCACAGCGGCCUCAUGCUGCUCGGCCUCAGCGGCGUCUUCUGGUUGUUUUCCUCCACUUCCCUGCGGCCGAUCUUCCUCAUCAGUUCAUCUUUGUUGGGCAUUUUGUUGCUGGAUCGUUGGAAGAGUGGUGUGUUGGCCCGUGUCAUGGUUCAACGUCCAGUGGAUGAAGACGUCAGUGAUGGGAGUUCCACACGGCCUCGGCUGCUCCGACUGCCAGACCUUUGCCACUGUCUCGCAGAGAGCUGGGUGGCCUUUCACCUCUACUUGAAGGAAGUGCUGGAGUACAAGAGGCAGAACCCGGGCAAGUUCUGUCUGAAGAUGUGCAUUGGCUGUUCAGCAACGGCUGCGAUCGGACACUAUAUUCCUGGAAUCAUGAUAUCCUACAUCUUCAUCCUGAGUCUGCUGCUGUGGCCCCUGGUGUUUUAUCACGAGCUCAUUCAGAGAUGUACACGGGUUUUGGAACCUGUGUUAAUGACACUGGACUAUACAAGCAUGAAAGGCAGCACGAGCCACCGUCAGAGAGACAGGAAGAAGAAGUUACUGGUGAAAGCGGAGAGUUGUGAUGAGCCGACGGCUGAGACGGAGAGCGAGAGUGAGGCCGAACUUUCCUGCUUCAACCCCAAGGUGGAUGUCAGGACGACAGCUCUGGCCUUUGCGAUCACGGACUCUGAGUUAUCAGAUGAGGAGGCUUCCAUCCUGGAGAGCGGAGGAUUCACCGUGUCGCGAGGAACAACGCCGCAGCUUUCUGAUGUGUCAGAAGACCUGGAGCGCCAGAGUAUCCACAGUGAACCAGAGGAGGCCUUUGCCAGGGACCUGGCUGAGUUUCCGUCGGUGGAAGAGCUGUCUGGUGACGGGAGCCCGUCUCACGGCGUUGCCCGACUUGCGGCUCUAGACUCGCCCUUCUUCACCGACGCCCUCACCUCCCCCCUGCACUUUGUGAACUCGCACUUCAAUGGAAGCCAGGCCCGGAGGAGCCAACCCUCAGCGCUGGGCUCCGCUCUACACGGCUUCAGUGAGGAGAUGGUGGCCUCUGCCCUCAGCACUGUAGUACAGAACACGCUGACCUCCUUUCUGUCCGGCCAUCUGACCGACGGCCAUACACACAGCUCUGAGCUGCUGCCCACCCAGCCAGACCAGAGCCUGCACCUCCAAACAGCGGCUGCAGGGCUGGGGCUGGGACUCGGCUCAGAGCCACCUCUACACGAAGAGCUGGAUGACUUUGAGCUACUCGACCAGGGCGAGCUGGAGCAGAUGGACACAGAGCUGGGCCUGGAGGAGGGGGGCCGACUGGGGAGUGGGCAAGCCGGCCCCUCACAGCCCACGCUCACCGGACCGCAGGAUGACAGCUAGUGACACUGACCGCCCGCGCUCUGGUCAUAGCGUGGCAUGGAGCCCAGCAUGUGGUCCCAGCCCCUCAAUGUAGCCCCGCCCCCUCGCUGUAGCCUCUAACUGUUGCCCCGCCC
Amblyraja radiata (thorny skate) is the source of this 1988-nucleotide messenger RNA. RefSeq names its product reticulophagy regulator family member 2 (gene retreg2). Gene Ontology annotation, cellular component: membrane. Lineage: Eukaryota; Metazoa; Chordata; Chondrichthyes; Rajiformes; Rajidae. Bases 7 to 1875 code for a protein of 622 amino acids. The record is from RefSeq and is a predicted model, not a curated record. The transcript is spliced from 9 exons.